This is a messenger RNA of Cooperia oncophora, 714 nucleotides long. The record is from the annotation of a GenBank genome assembly. Lineage: Eukaryota; Metazoa; Nematoda; Chromadorea; Rhabditida; Trichostrongylidae.
CACCGAAAGACGACGAUUUUUUACCGAAAAGGAGUAAAGGAAGGCGACAAGGAGGAAAACGGCGAUGGGAAAGUCAAGGAGAAAGUGAAAUCCGAAGAUGCACAUUCAUUACAUAGCUCUUUGGAAGCGGUUGUUUUCGAUAGAACACAGUGGGAACGGACAAGAUUUGCCUAUGAAGCUGCAAUGAAUAGCAAAAGGUCCUGUGAACCAAUCGAGGUGAAAGGUGAGCCCAUGCUAAGAGACACCCCUAUGAUGGGUGAAGCGAGGCAAUCAAUGGUGGUCAGAGGCGACUAUCUCAACGAAAGGCCCAAGUUCACCCUUAUAUUACUGGUGAUAGAAGCAGUCUGGUGCGCUAUUUGUGUACUGAGUUAUGCUGGUUCCGAAAAUCCCAUGCUUCCGUUAUUACUCGCUAUUUUUAACAUGCUUGUAGUGUUUUUGCUUAUACUGGGAUGUCUCAGUGUAGAGUUCUUCCGAUUACAAGUGCGAAGAGAAGACAAUCGAUCGGAAACGAGAUUUUUCGUGCCCUAUUCGUGGAGAUAUAUGAUAUGCGAAGCGCAUAUAUUACGGGCCUGUCUGCUGUGUGCAAAUAUCACCAUAAUGGCAUUUGAUGAUGAUUACGAUCUAGCCUCCGUUUUUAUACUCGCUGCUACUCCUAUUCAUCUAAUAAUAGUCCUUAUACACAUAUUCAUUGCUAUUAAGCCCAAACGUGAAUAA